AAAGUGCCAUCUGAGGUGGGUGAUGGCAUAUCACAAGCGGUAAACAGAACCACAUGACUUCACACCCACCCCAUCCCAUUGACUCAACACCCCUUCUUAUCAUCUCUUCAUCGAUUUUAAAUCACAAUUGAGAUCUGAGGGUGGGGGAGAGAAGAGAAAAAGAGAGAGGGGCAUUGAUCAUUUGAUCUGAGAAGAAAGAUGGCAGACUGGGGACCAGUGAUUGUAGCAACGGUGCUGUUUGUGCUGCUGACGCCUGGGCUGCUGUUUCAGAUACCUGCAAAAGGGAGACUGGUGGAGUUCGGGAACAUGAGCACAAGUGGCCUCUCCAUUCUGGUUCACACCGUUAUCUACCUCGUAGUCCUCACCAUCUUCCUGAUUGUUCUCGGAGUUCACAUCUACACCAACUCCGGCGGAUAGACGAACACCCUUCCAUUCACUACAUGUACAAUUACUUCUGUACCCUGCUUCUGCUUCUUUUUCUGCUUCUGGUGGCUCUGUUUCAUCUAAAAACCAUUUCUUUUGUGUAACGACUAUGGGAUCGGAGAUUCCACGUCUUCAGGAAUUUGUGACAUGUUUCCCUUUUAAUUUUAAUUUUUAGCAAAAUGUUUUACGUAA
This is a messenger RNA of Vitis riparia (riverbank grape), 615 nucleotides long. RefSeq lists its product as uncharacterized. The transcript has a single exon. Lineage: Eukaryota; Viridiplantae; Streptophyta; Magnoliopsida; Vitales; Vitaceae. Bases 199 to 417 code for a protein of 72 amino acids. The record is from RefSeq and is a predicted model, not a curated record.